CCUCUUAUUCUGUUGUCUGUCUGUUUUCUUUUCUUUUCAUCACCAACAGCCAGCAGAGCUGCUGUGGUCUAAAAACCCUAACUCCGGUGGCGGCAACAGGCCGGACGAUGUCACUUCCCACGAACGAGAUCCCGACGGACACGUGCAUUGACAUCUUGACAAGGCUCCCCGACGCCGCCACCGUCGCCCGAUGCCGUUGCGUCUGCAAAUCAUGGUCCUCUCUUCUCUCCGAUCCGAGUUUCAUCCUCAAAAUCCUCUUGUCCUCCGACGGCGGCGGCGGCGGAGAUCGAGUGGUUAUGAUGCUCGCCCUAAUGAGGGAUAGACAUCUGCGUUACUCUCUUUACUCGCCGGAAACCUUCACCCUCCUCUCCUCCUCCUCCUCCGCCGCCGUGAUCCCCCUGGCUUGGCCGCCCCACCCGGUCGGUUGCCUUCCCCCCUGUGAUCCGUUCCGCUUGGUGGGCCACAGCAACGGCAUAUUCUGUCUCACCGACGGCAAGACACUGACGUCGGACUUCUAUCUCUGGAACCCGACCACGUCGGAGACCAAGCUUCUGCGACGGGCGCCUCUUUACCUGCCGCGCCAGCAGCGGGGCAAGUAUUUGUGGGCGUGUAUGUUCGGGUUCGACCCGGAAUCGAAUGACUUCAAGGUUGUGAGGAUCUCGACGGUCCGGAGCUCGACGGACCUGCGAUUCACCGAGGUUUACAGCUUGAGGAACGAUUCGUGGAGUCAGGGGUACAAAAAGGACAAGAUGAAUCACCGUCGCCGUUGCUUGAACCGAAUCCUCGAGAGCCGAGACGGGAAAUGUUACAGGUGGGAAUGUGACAGGAUUGGUGGGGGUGGGGGUAUGAGAAUCCUCUGUUACGAUCUUGCAAAAGACGCGCUCUCAUUGGUGCGCUUGACGAUUCCCUGGAAGAAAUUGGGGGAUUGUUGGUUCGUCAAGUCGGUUUCUUUCUGUAAAGGGUUUUUGGUGGCGAUCUACGGUUGCAGCCGUGCCCGUUCAUCCGACGACCCUGUGUACGAGGUGUGGGCGUUAAUGGAGUUUGGAGAUGCCAGGUCGUGGACCAAGGUGGCUGAUGUGCCCCAAACAGGGGAUUUUAGUGCUGAUUACUGCUCGCCCUUUGUGACUUGGGGAAACAACAAGUGUUUCUUCCAAGGAAAGAUCUUGAUGGCUCCAGGUAAUGAUACUGAGGAAGAAGUGGCGGUUGUGGUCUUUGAUCUUAAGACGAAGGAGACGGGAUUCAUUCGUGAUGUCGAGAUCUAUAGACAUGAGUUGAAUCCAAGUGUUAUUUCAUAUGUUCCGUCCAAAACUUCAUUGUCGAAUUUGGAUUGAUAUUUGAUCCGAUGUUCUGUGCAAGUUAUGAGUUGUGGGAUGUUGAUAAGUUUAAUGCCUCAUUUGAUGUUCCCAUGAUGAUCUUCAUGUCCAUUAAUUAAUUCCCUUUCCUUUUUCUACAAUGGUGAAGAGGUGAGAAAAGAAUUGAACUACUACGUUUUAUUGUAGAGAUAUGGCCACUUAACCAGUGGAAAAGACGGGUUAUUUCAUAUGCUCAUUCUGUAGUUCCUUGCUUGCUUUUGCUUGCAUAUUGAAUCCAAAAUUCUGGAAAUGAGGGUUCUAAUAGGCACCAUCGGGGUUUGUCAGCAAUGGGAUGAAUUGAUAUGCAAUUGACCAUGCUAGCAUCUACCCUUGGUCAUUUAAUGCCUGCUUUGCGUGUUGUUUUUUGCACUCUAUUUCUUGAAUACAAGCAGGAAGUUCUGCUGGGUGUCAGUUUCCAUAGCUUUGCGCUCCAUAUCAAUGCUGGAGGCUCUAUGAUCUAAUGGGUUCUUUGUUGCUUAUCUUUGUGUUCUGCUUCGUCGCUUUUGAUUGCAACUGUGGUUAAAGCGCGGCUUGGCUCAACUUUGAAGGCUUUUUUAGUUUCAUAUCUUGACAUCCCAUUUGCCAGUUUGUUAUCUGCUGCAGUUCUGGCUCAUGGCUUAAGUUUCAGCCAUGUUUCUGAUACUGUAUUCAUUAGUGCCACUGCUGCGUUCUGCGAUUCAGACGGAUGCCUCCAGGGCCUGUUUGGUCUAUAUUUUGAUGACUAUGUAUACGGCCCUCCCAGGGGCUAUAUUGUUUGAUCGUUUUGCAGACAACUUGGUUCUUUUGCUUGCAUUUAAGCGGCCUUGUAACAUUAUUCCAGCCAUGCUAGACAUUCAUCAACGGGGACAAAUACACUAGUACAUGCCGCCGAGGUGAGCAUCUCCAGUCCCCUGAAAGAGUAGCCAUAGCAAAGGAAGAGAUUGAGAGAACUCUGUUCUAAUUUCCUAUCUAUGUUGGGAAUGUACUUGUUGUUACUUGUUACCAUUGGUUGUGGUUUGUAAAUAGAUUAUAUUUCUUUGUACAGUUUGCAUACGUAUGAAGUUAUGACUACUUUUGUCUGCUGGAUCACAGUUCAACAACCCAAACUGGAGUUUAUUUAUCACAUUUGCUAUUGCAGGUGCGGUUCAGUUUUCAUCAUGCAUUUUUUUGUUGUUGUUGCAAGAUCCUUGUUAAGCAUCCCAUGUGCAGCAGAGAUGGACUGUCGAUUCUAAUCCCAUUUCUUCAGGCCAUUCAGUUUUUUCUUUUUAAACCAGUUUCAAAAUAACACAAGAUGAUUAAAAUGAUAUUCAUCUAGCUCUGAAUGUGGGAAUACAGACAUACGUGCUCGAUGUUAUCGAAGAGAGAAUUUCAUUAAUGGUCAGGUUUUUUGACAAGCAUCUAUUUAUAUAGUUACACAACAAAGGUCCUUUCUUUCUCAUCCAAAACUUUAGCAUCUGUCCUUCUCCUUCUCCUAUUAGAAUUCAUGUUUCUUCCCUUACAAGAACACUAAUUAAAUACUACCAAUGCCCUAUUUUAAUUUUAGUGGUACCCUUGCCCUAAUUCUCAUACUUUAGUAGUAUGGUGGGUAUUUUACUCCUAUUCCGCUGCCAAAUUUUGCCCUAUUGGGUAUAUAAUAUAUACAUCUCAUCAUCGUCUCCUCCUUAACCUACUCCAAGUAGCGCGAUGGCGAUAGGUUUAGACCAACAUAACUGAUCGAUAAUCUAACCAACAUAAGACAUCCUCGUUUUUUCAAUUGUGCAUUUUUGUAGAUUUUGUUCCUACGUACAUAAAUGUGUUCUUUCUUUUGAAGAUGUCAUUAUUGAAUAAAAAAUAAUUUAACAU
Messenger RNA from Linum trigynum, 3173 nucleotides. The record is from the annotation of a GenBank genome assembly. Lineage: Eukaryota; Viridiplantae; Streptophyta; Magnoliopsida; Malpighiales; Linaceae.